AUGCCCUCCAACGACUUUGUCCGAACUGUAUCUCGCAACUUCCGAGUACUUGUGAUCGGUGGCUCCUAUGGCGGUCUGGCUACUGCAUUGGCCCUCAUUGAUCUUUCACAGGGUCGCCUCGCUCGGUUCAAUUGCAACCCCGACGCCAAGGCCCCUACACAUCGCAUUCCCAUACAGAUAACUGUAGUUGACAAGCGAGAUGGUUAUUUUCAUUUGAUCGGAUCCCCCAAGGCCCUGGCUUGUGAAAAGUUCGCGUCCGAGGCAUGGACUCGCUUCCAAGAUAUUCCCGGAUUGAAGCAUCCAAAUCUUAGUUUUAUCCAGGGAAGCGUCAGUUCGCUUGAUUUCAAGGCUAAAGUCGCCCAUAUUAUCGAUGCGGAGACUAAGUCCAGCCGAUCGGAGCCCUAUGACUACUUGAUUGCAGGAUCGGGACUGCGUCGGUCCUUCCCCACUGUUCCUCAGUCCUUGCGGCGAGAUGAGUUCCUCAAGGAAGCCAGAGAACAUAUGUCACAUGUGAAGAACGCCCGUGAUGGAGUCGUUAUUGUCGGUGGAGGUGCUGUGGGUGUGGAGAUGGCUGCCGAGUUAAAGAUCCUUAACCCAGAGCAGAAGGUCACCCUGAUCCACUCUCGAAAGCGCUUGCUAUCCUCGGAGCCGCUGCCAGAUGAAUUUGCCGAGCGCGUAGAUUCUAUAUUGCGCGACACGGGCAUCGAGGUCAUCCUAGGGCAACGCGUUAUCGAAACAACUGCUGUAGACACGAAAACUGGGGGACGGGUCUGGGAACUCACGCUCAGCGAUGGUCAACAACUCAAAACUGGGCAUGUCUUGAAUGCCGUCUCUCAAAGUAUCCCAACAUCGACAUAUCUGCCGAAAGAGACAUUGAACGAGGAAGGAUACGUCAAAGUGCAUCGCUCACUACAAUUCUCCGGUGCUAUCCCUAACGCAGAGUAUCAUUGGGCAGUAGGAGAUAUUACAGCGUGGGAAGGUAUCAAGCGCUGUGGUGGUGCAAUGCAUAUGGGCCAUUACGCCGCGAUGAACAUUCAUCAGCACAUGAUGGCAGAGUGCACUGGUAGAAAGCCAGACUAUCAGACCCUGGAGCCGUUCCCAUCUGUGAUGGGCCUAGCUCUUGGCAAAAAGGCUGUCUGUUAUACCCCGGACGAGGGCACACGUGAGGGCGAAGACCUGAUGAACACCCUGUUUGGCAAAGAUAUGGGACAUACCAUUUGUUGGAACUAUAUGCGUCUCGGUGAGGCAUGCUAA
Penicillium griseofulvum is the source of this 1254-nucleotide messenger RNA. RefSeq names its product putative pyridine nucleotide-disulfide oxidoreductase AMID-like. The record is from RefSeq and is a predicted model, not a curated record. Gene Ontology annotation, molecular function: electron-transferring-flavoprotein dehydrogenase activity; flavin adenine dinucleotide binding. Gene Ontology annotation, cellular component: cytoplasm. NCBI's taxonomy places the organism in Eukaryota, Fungi, Ascomycota, Eurotiomycetes, Eurotiales, Aspergillaceae. The coding region runs from base 1 to 1254 and encodes 417 amino acids. The transcript is spliced from 5 exons.